AUGGGUCUUUUGUUGAGAGAAGUUUUGAAGACACUUUGUGGUGUUAAUCAAUGGUCUUAUGCUGUUUUUUGGAAGAUCGGAUACCAGAAUCCUAAGUUAUUAAUUUGGGAGGAAUGUCACUACGAAUCAAUAUUAUGUUCAGUUCCAGAAAGUACUUCUGGAAUUGAGAACCUAGCACAGCCUUUUGGAGAAUGGGGAGGAUAUUUAGGUUCUGGCGUUCAUGCCUCGCAGCCUGGAGUUCAAGCAGUGGAUAGACUACGUUUGCUUAUCAACAAAAUGAUGGCAAAUAAUCAGGUUUUAAAUGAGGUACAUCACCAGUUUUCAGCUGGGAUGCAGACAAUUGCUGUUAUUCCUGUUUGUCCUCACGGUGUAAUUCAACUAGGUUCAUCCUUGGCUAUUCCAGAGAACAUUGGACUUGUGAAUAACGUGAAGAGUUUGAUCCUGCAACUAGGGUGUGUCCCUGGAGUCCUGCUGUCUGACAACCAUAUGGAAAAAGAAUCUACACAGAGAAUUGGAAUACCUAUUUCCUGUGGAAUGCCUCCUCCCGUGCAUUUUUCUGGAGAUUAUAAGGUGCCAAACUCCACUCCUUCCUUGGUGGACAGCUGCAACCAACAAACAAUCUCAUCUCAGGUGGCUUCUAGAAUUGUUGGCCAACCUUAUUCUCAAGCUAGACAGAUUCUGGAUAAUCAACAUGCUACUUCUUCAGCUAUUCAUAUACCCAACGUGACUAAAACUUUGGCUAAAUCUCGUGAAGACUUCUGUGAACCCAAAAUUACUCCACUGAGGAAGCUAGACAUCCCAUUCAUGGGCCAACUAGCCAAUGGAGCUGUUGGAGCUGAAGUGAUCCCGCCGAAUCCUGGUGCAUGGCUGAACCAGCAGACUGCUUCAUGCAAUUCCAGACCUGAAUUCAGUCAUCAACCAUUUGUUAGCCAAUCAAAUGGCAACAAUAACACCCCAAAAUUACUGGAACAGCAGAUUUUCUCUGAUGUUGGUGUGCGAAAUCAUGUUAGUCACAGUAAAAACGAAUCAGAUAGCCUUACUAUGGCCUACGCAAGGACAAAUGGAGGCCAUUUUACUUCUCCUGGAGCUUCUCAUACGUAUGGGCAGUUACCCAAUGAUGUGGGUGGUCAGACAAGAGCAAACUCAAUUCCAUGCUCUCUAUUAAAACUGCAGAAGUUGGCUGAUAUUAAUCACUCGUCCACACUUAUGGCAGGGGUUGGAAUUCAAAAUGUUGGUUCAUCAAGGGCAGAGGAGGUUCAUUUAUCCAGUCUGUCGGAUCAAUUAAGUGCGAGUGGCAUUCUUGCAGGCAGUUCUAAUCAUGAUCAUCAUCCCACAGAUCUGAAGCCUACUAAAAAUGAAACAACUGCAAUGGAGAAAAAGAUUGAUGGUGAUUUGUUUCAAGCACUUAACAUCCCAUUGACUCAAUCAGGUGAACACGUAUAUUUGGGUGAUGACAUCCUUGGUUCCGUUAAUGAUUGCCUGAAGAACGCUUCUGGAAGUCAGAAUACCGUUAUUGUAAAUGCUAAGUGUGAGGAACCAUCUGCUCAACCUCCCUCUGGGGAUGACUUGUAUGAUGUUUUGGGUGUGGAAUUUAAAAACAAAUUACUCAAUGGCAAGUGGAAUAACUUAAUUGGGGACCAGCCAUAUGUGAAGACACAAGGUAUGGUUAAAGAUGCUCCAGCAUUUAUGAGCAUCCGAGAGGCAAAUUCUGAUCUCUUCUCACUUAAUGAAGGAAUAUCAGACAGUAAUAUGUUUAAUGAGAUGGGCACUGAUCAUCUUUUAGAUGCCGUGGUAUCUAGGGCGCAUACUGCUGCCAAGCAGAGCUCAGAUGAUAAUGUUUCAUGCCGGACGACAUUGACAAAGAUCAGUACGUCAUCCUUUCCCAGUAGUUCUCCUACCUAUGGCAGGAUUGGUUUGCCUGAUCAGGUGCAAAGGGAGUUAAUAAGCCUACCUAAAAAAGCAGGGACCAUAGCUUCUUGCUCUUUUAGAUCUGGCUGCAGCAAGGAUGAUGUUGGAAGUUGUUCUCAAACCACUUCCAUUUAUGGGUCCCAACUGAGUUCCUGGGUUGAGCAGGGGCAUAAUGCACGGCAUGAUAGUAGUAUUUCAACUGCAUUUUCUAAGAAAAAUGAUGAAACAAGCAAACCAAAUCGUAAAAGGCUUAAACCUGGGGAGAAUCCGAGACCCAGGCCAAAAGAUCGUCAGAUGAUCCAAGAUCGUGUAAAGGAGUUGCGUGAGAUUGUACCAAAUGGAGCAAAAUGUAGCAUAGAUGCUCUGCUUGAACGCACCGUCAAGCAUAUGCUUUUCUUGCAAAGUGUGACAAAGCACGCAGAUAAGCUAAAGCAAACAGGGGAGUCCAAGCUUAUUAACAAGGAAGGCGGACUACUUUUGAAGGACAAUUUUGAGGGAGGGGCAACUUGGGCAUUUGAAGUUGGUUCACAGUCUAUGGUCUGCCCUAUCAUAGUUGAAGAUCUGAAUCCUCUGCGUCAGAUGCUUGUGGAGAUGCUUUGUGAAGAACGAGGUUUCUUUCUAGAGAUAGCUGACUUAAUUAGGGGAUUGGGAUUGACAAUCUUGAAGGGGGUGAUGGAAGCUCGGAAUGACAAGAUCUGGGCACGUUUUGUGGUAGAGACAACUGGUGGGCAAGGCAAACAGGGAUGUGACAAGGAUGGAAAUAUUUAUGUCUCUUGUUCAACUUUUGGAGCAAACUGUCAAGGGCAGUGCACCGCUAGUGGGUGCUUUGGAGAAUGGCAAUAUGAUGGUUCAUCAAACUUUCCCCCAAGUAACCUCGAUACCUGCAACUGUACUUUGGGUGGAUGCGACAUAUCUUUCAUGCCUGUUGACAAUAUGGAUCAAGAUGAAAGGGAGAGUGGCAAUGGGUAUUAG
Molecule: messenger RNA, 2880 nt
Organism: Dovyalis caffra
Lineage: Eukaryota; Viridiplantae; Streptophyta; Magnoliopsida; Malpighiales; Salicaceae
Source: the annotation of a GenBank genome assembly